Molecule: messenger RNA, 695 nt
Organism: Jaculus jaculus (lesser Egyptian jerboa)
Lineage: Eukaryota; Metazoa; Chordata; Mammalia; Rodentia; Dipodidae
Gene: Fuom
Product: fucose mutarotase
Exons: 6
Coding region: 38-535 (165 amino acids)
Biological process (GO): fucose metabolic process
Molecular function (GO): fucose binding; racemase and epimerase activity, acting on carbohydrates and derivatives
Source: RefSeq, a predicted model, not a curated record
CCCGCCCCGCCGGACCGCCGCAUUUAACCUGGCGGCCAUGGUGGUGCUCAAAGGCGUUCCAGCUUUGCUGUCCCCAGAACUGCUGUUCGCGCUGGCGCGGAUGGGGCACGGAGACGAGAUCGUUCUUGCAGAUGCGAACUUCCCCACCUCCUCCAUCUGCCAGUGUGGGCCCAAGGAGAUCCGGGCCGAUGGUCUGGGCAUCCCACAACUCCUGGAGGCUAUACUAAAGCUGCUGCCGCUGGACACUUAUGUGGAGAGCCCGGCUGCUGUCAUGGAGCUGGUGCCCAGCGACAAGGAGAGAGGCCUGAAGACCCCAGUGUGGACCCUUUAUGAGUCCCUUCUGCUGGGAGCUGGCUGCUCGAAAGCUGUGGAGAAGAUAGAGAGAUUUCAGUUUUAUGAACGUGCAAAAAAGGCUUUUGCUGUUGUUGCAACUGGGGAGAUGGCACUCUAUGGAAACAUAAUCCUCAAGAAGGGGACACUUGACCUCAGCCCUGCUAGAGACCACUCUGGGCUGGGAAGAAUCAGCAACACCUGAACCCAGCCAGCAAGCCUCUCCUCAGCAGCACAAAGACCUGGAUCCUAACCUGGGGCUUAAGGGGUUAACAUGUCUUUGGGGGCCCUCCUCAAUAUGACAGAUACUCCCCCAAUAUGUGAAAAUGAUAUGAAAAACAGUCACUGUGUAUCUUCACUCUAAA